GUCACAUGCCCGGAUAUAGGAAGUGUUGGGGGAAGGGCCGCUUCCCGUUCAACGCUUUAUUGAGGGGCGCAUCCUAGUGGCCCCCAUCCGGUCUCCGUUUUGGAAGACCUGCCUCGGCACAGCCAGGCUCAGUCCGGCCUUGCGUUUUAUCUUCUAGAUGACAAUGCUUCAUGCACUGAUAUAUCUCAGCAGCAUACAGGGCCCAGUGCACACGGGCACUCACGCUGACCGGCUAUUUGUCACACAGUGUAGUGGUCCAACUGAGCUGAAGGAAACAACCAGUACAGACUGAGGAAAGAUGACAGCAAUCAAGCAUGCAUUACAAAGAGACAUUUUUACACCAAAUGAUGAACGCCUGCUGAGCAUUGUGAAUGUCUGCAAAGCAGGAAAAAAGAAAAAGAACUGUUUUUUAUGUGCCACAGUGACAACUGAACGCCCUGUGCAGGUUAAGGUGGUCAAAGUCAAGAAAUCCGAUAAGGGAGAUUUCUACAAAAGGCAGAUUGCAUGGGCCCUUCGAGAUCUUGCUGUGGUAGAUGCCAAAGAUGCUAUCAAAGAAAAUCCUGAAUUUGAUUUACACUUUGAAAAAAUAUAUAAAUGGGUUGCCAGCAGCACUGCUGAAAAGAAUGCAUUUAUUUCAUGCAUUUGGAAAUUGAAUCAGCGAUAUCUCCGGAAGAAAAUUGAUUUUGUCAAUGUUAGCUCACAGCUUUUGGAAGAACUGCCUAAAGUUACAGAAGAAUCUGUUCCAAGUGGAGAAAAUCAGAGUGUGACAGGAGGUGAUGAAGAAGUAGUAGAUGAAUACCAAGAGUUAAAUGCAAGAGAAGAACAGGAUAUCGAAAUAAUGAUGGAAGGCUGUGAAUAUGCAAUCUCGAAUGCGGAAGCCUUUGCAGAAAAAUUGUCCAGAGAGCUGCAGGUGCUAGAUGGGGCUAACAUCCAGUCAAUCAUGGCAUCUGAAAAACAAGUCAACAUCCUGAUGAAAUUGCUAGAUGAGGCUCUAAAGGAGGUAGAUCAGAUUGAACUGAAACUGAGCAGUUAUGAGGAAAUGCUCCAAAGUGUAAAAGAACAAAUGGAUCAGAUCUCUGAAAGCAACCACCUAAUUCAUCUUAGUAACACUAAUAAUGUAAAACUCCUAUCUGAGAUAGAGUUCCUUGUGAACCACAUGGACUUGGCCAAAGGUCAUAUAAAGGCCCUUCAGGAAGGAGAUCUUGCUUCUUCCAGAGGCAUUGAGGCCUGCACCAAUGCUGCUGAUGCCCUUCUGCAGUGCAUGAAUGUAGCUCUUCGACCAGGCCAUGACUUGCUUCUGGCAGUCAAACAGCAACAGCAGCGAUUCAGUGAUUUGCGAGAGCUUUUUGCCCGGAGACUGGCCAGUCACCUCAACAAUGUUUUUGUUCAACAGUUUACUCAGGCCCUCCUUCAACUCUAUAACAGGUCCUACUUUCUUUCGGUUCCUGGUCAUGAUCAGAGUUCGACUCUUGCCCAACACUCUGUUGAACUGACUUUACCCAAUCAUCAUCCAUUUCAUAGAGAUUUGCUCCGAUAUGCCAAGCUGAUGGAGUGGCUAAAGAGUACAGAUUAUGGAAAAUAUGAAGGACUAACAAAGAAUUACAUGGAUUAUUUAUCCCGACUAUAUGAAAGAGAAAUCAAAGAUUUCUUUGAAGUUGCAAAGAUCAAGAUGACUGGCACAACUAAAGAAAGCAAGAAGUUUGCUACACUGCCUCGAAAAGAAAGUGCUGUCAAACAGGAAACAGAGAGUCUUCAUGGAAGUUCGGGGAAAUUAACUGGAUCUACUUCUAGUCUAAAUAAGCUCAGUGUUCAGAGUUCAGGGAAUCGCAGAUCUCAGUCAUCUUCCCUGUUGGAUAUGGGAAACAUGUCUGCCUCUGAUCUCGAUGUUGCCGACAGGACCAAAUUUGAUAAGAUCUUUGAACAGGUACUAAGUGAACUGGAGCCCCUAUGUCUGGCAGAACAGGACUUCAUAAGUAAAUUUUUCAAACUACAGCAACAUCAAAGUAUGCCUGGAACUAUGGCUGAAGCAGAGGACCUGGAUGGAGGAACAUUAUCACGGCAACAUAAUUGUGGCACACCACUGCCUGUUUCAUCUGAGAAAGAUAUGAUCCGCCAAAUGAUGAUUAAAAUAUUUCGCUGCAUUGAGCCAGAGCUGAACAACCUAAUUGCAUUAGGAGACAAAAUUGAUAGCUUUAACUCUCUUUAUAUGUUAGUCAAAAUGAGUCAUCAUGUGUGGACUGCACAAAAUGUGGACCCUGCUUCUUUCCUAAGUACUACAUUGGGAAAUGUUUUGGUGACUGUCAAAAGGAACUUUGACAAAUGCAUUAGUAACCAAAUAAGGCAAAUGGAAGAAGUAAAGAUCUCAAAGAAGAGUAAAGUCGGAAUUCUUCCAUUUGUUGCUGAAUUUGAAGAAUUUGCUGGACUUGCAGAAUCAAUCUUCAAAAAUGCUGAGCGUCGUGGAGACCUGGAUAAAGCAUACACCAAACUUAUCAGAGGAGUAUUUGUUAAUGUGGAGAAAGUAGCAAAUGAAAGCCAGAAGACCCCCAGGGAUGUGGUUAUGAUGGAAAACUUUCACCAUAUUUUUGCAACUCUUUCUCGAUUGAAAAUCUCAUGUCUAGAAGCAGAAAAAAAAGAAGCCAAACAAAAAUACACAGAUCACCUUCAGUCUUAUGUCAUUUACUCUUUAGGACAACCUCUUGAAAAACUAAAUCAUUUCUUUGAAGGUGUUGAAGCUCGCGUGGCACAGGGCAUAAGGGAGGAGGAAGUAAGUUACCAACUUGCAUUUAACAAACAAGAACUUCGUAAAGUCAUUAAGGAGUACCCUGGAAAGGAAGUAAAGAAAGGUCUAGAUAACCUCUACAAGAAAGUUGAUAAACAUUUAUGUGAAGAAGAGAACUUACUUCAGGUGGUGUGGCACUCCAUGCAAGAUGAAUUUAUACGCCAGUAUAAGCACUUUGAAGGUUUGAUAGCUCGCUGUUAUCCUGGAUCUGGUGUUACAAUGGAAUUCACUAUUCAGGACAUUCUGGAUUAUUGUUCCAGCAUUGCACAGUCCCACUAAACCUUGUGAAAGAAGAAAAGAUAACUGAAUGAAGCAUUUGAGUAUACCAGACACUAUACCAAAAUACCAAGCAACUGUUUUGAGAACCCAGACUUAAAAUUUUAUGUAUUAUUAAAUGUUAGAUAAAUGGGUAGUACCAUACUACAAAUAUUUAAAUGCAAAAUUACCAACCUAUAUAGCAGUUUUAUUUGCCCUAUAGGUUGCAUACUAACUUAAGCGUUCAUGUCAUCAUAAAAUGCCUUUAGCAUUUCUCAAUGACUGGAUGGGAAAUUUUCCUUUAUUGCCUAGCUGCUUGUGUUUGAGUGGUUGUCCUAUGAGCAAUGCAUUUGGAGUUCUUCAGCUUUCACUACUUCUCUGUUGCUUGCUAAUCAUGUAACUACUAAAAUACUGUACAAAAUUGUUUUUUCACACUAACAAAUGUGUAUAUGGAGAAGAGGGCUCAUGUGAUGAUCAUUUGUGAACUUAGAUUUUUGAGGAUUAUGUGACUAGUAAUAAAUGUGAAAUAAAUUUUCAAAAAA
This is a messenger RNA of Pan troglodytes (chimpanzee), 3576 nucleotides long. It is a transcript of the gene EXOC1, whose product is annotated as exocyst complex component 1. Gene Ontology annotation, cellular component: plasma membrane; exocyst. NCBI's taxonomy places the organism in Eukaryota, Metazoa, Chordata, Mammalia, Primates, Hominidae. The coding region runs from base 299 to 3058 and encodes 919 amino acids. The record is from RefSeq and is a predicted model, not a curated record. The transcript has 22 exons. Gene Ontology annotation, biological process: exocytosis; Golgi to plasma membrane transport. Gene Ontology annotation, molecular function: phosphatidylinositol-4,5-bisphosphate binding.